CAGUCAAGAGUGGAGCUGAGCGGAGAGCAGACAGACAGCUUCCUGGAUGGAAACAAAACGCAGCAACAAAGCACACACUCUCACACACACAUAGACACACCUACACACAGCCCGGACAGAAGCCAGCAGGACCUUUAAACAUGUUUUUGGUUGUUCUGUAAGCCCGCUGCGUGUGUGAGACAGCGGAGACGGUGGGUCUGCGGUGACAGCGGAGGGCUUCUACCAGCAGACUUUAUCCAACACAUGUGUCUCUGCCACAGUGAGAGCACUGCGGCUGUGGAUCUUGACUCCUACAGUACACCCAGUGGUCCACGGGAAAGGAACAUGGAGGCUGUGGCUCCUCUCCGUCCCCAGCAGAGGGGCUAGGAGCAGCCUGAUCCCUUCCUCACCCGACUGCAUCGCCCCAUCAUGGCCAACAGGAGUCCCACCCUGAUUCGGGACGCCGGGGAUUCGCUGGGGACCCCUGAGGCCGGGGCCAACCCUCGUCCAGGGCCCUUUUGCAAGCUGUGCCUCAGCGAGCAGCCGUCUGCAGCCACCAGGGAACUCCAGAGCUGCAACUGUUUCUUCUGCACAGCGUGUUUGGGGCAGUAUGUUCGGCUUGCCAUCCUGGAGGGCGGGGGGGCACCCAUCACCUGCCCAGGUAUGGCCUGCCAAAAGGCUGGAGUGCUACUGGACUCUGAGAUAGCCAGCUUGGCCUCGGAGGAUCAGGUGGAGCUGUAUCAGCGUCUGAAGUUUGAGAGAGGAGUGAAGUUGGACCCCAGUAAGGCCUGGUGUCCGGUGCUUGAGUGCCAGGCGGUGUGCAGUGUGCAGCAGAGCAGUGAGGGCCAGCCUGCCGCUGUGCCCUGCCCCACCUGUCACACCGUCUUCUGCUCCGGGUGCAGAGGGUCCUGGCUCGACGACCACACCUGCCCUGAGCAGCAGCCCAUGAUGUCGCCGUCACUCGCUCAUGAAAGCAGGCUGCGCUCCGACAGCGACUCUGACAUGCCCAUCAAGCAGUGUCCUAUGUGUGCUAUCUACAUCGAGAGGAACCAGGGAUGUGCACAGAUGCUGUGUAAGAGCUGCAAGCACACCUUCUGCUGGUACUGUCUGCAGAACCUGGAUGGCGAUAUCUUCCUGAGGCAUUAUGAUAAGGGGCCGUGCAGAAACAAGCUGGGACACUCGCGGGCCUCGGUGAUGUGGAACAGAACGCAGGUGGUGGGUAUCCUGGUGGGUGUUAGCAUCAUCGGACUGGUCACGUCUCCGCUCAUCCUGCUGGCCUCUCCCAUCAUCCUCUGCUGCCUCUGCAAGCCCUGCAGCGGGAAGAAGACCAAGAAGAAGAAGAAGAAGAAGAAGAAGAAGGACCUCAGCCAGCCAGACUCCUCCACAUCAUAGCAGCUCGCCUUCUCAUCUGCCCCUCCCAAGGAAACCACGAGAGGGCGAGAGCUGCCUGGUGGAAAAUAAUAAAGUCGGAAUGACAAUGGAUACAUUUUUCAUGACUCAACGGACUGGGAACCUUGUCAGUGGUUCAAUAAGUGCAGAUCUGGUUGAAUUCUAAAACUACAAGUACUUUAUAUGGUGGAAGUGUAAAUAUGAGGAGAAUGAAUGUAACUCACCUGGUUGUUUUCAGAUGACACAACAGGUACUAAGGAGACAGUGGCGACUGUGAGAGUUUUCCUGGACACACACACACGCACACACAAACAGACACUAACACAUACAAACAAAUGCAACACCACCCUCAUGUGCCAAACAUCAUGAUGCCAAACCAGAGGAGUUAGGCGCUCAAGUGCCUCACUCCACAGUGCCUGGUGCUUGGUUGUAUUUGUUUUGCCUUCCAUUCUAUCUUUAUCUUGUGCAAAAAUGUUAGCAUUAUGAAAAAUAAGAACUGUCAGGAUUACAGGGGUUAUAAAACCUUAAACAAUGCAAAACAUUCUUUCAUAAAGGGUGAAGGCUAACGCCCGGCGUCAUUUGUGCACUGUAUAUUCUGUACUGGUAUGAAACAUGAUAGGGCUUCAACGGUGCACAGAGAACUUUCCUUCUGCUAAUGUUUGUUGUUUCCACCUGGAAUACGUUCCAGACCAAAGGCUCUUAAGGAUCACGUGUUCUUUUCUAAAAGUGUGUCAAUGUGUAUUUAUGGGUUAUGUGUGUAUGGUUAUCAUUUAUACAUUUUCGUUGAUGUUUCUGCAUCAGAUAUUUUCUAAAAAAUCGCCAUUGUAAUUGAAAUAAACAUAUUAUAUUGAACAUGAA
Molecule: messenger RNA, 2226 nt
Organism: Notothenia coriiceps (black rockcod)
Lineage: Eukaryota; Metazoa; Chordata; Actinopteri; Perciformes; Nototheniidae
Product: E3 ubiquitin-protein ligase RNF144B
Exons: 8
Coding region: 409-1371 (320 amino acids)
Biological process (GO): protein ubiquitination
Molecular function (GO): ubiquitin-protein transferase activity; zinc ion binding
Source: RefSeq, a predicted model, not a curated record